This is a messenger RNA of Zootoca vivipara (common lizard), 3564 nucleotides long. It is a transcript of the gene KLF8, whose product is annotated as KLF transcription factor 8. Gene Ontology annotation, molecular function: DNA-binding transcription factor activity, RNA polymerase II-specific; RNA polymerase II cis-regulatory region sequence-specific DNA binding. Lineage: Eukaryota; Metazoa; Chordata; Lepidosauria; Squamata; Lacertidae. The record is from RefSeq and is a predicted model, not a curated record. Gene Ontology annotation, biological process: regulation of transcription by RNA polymerase II.
GGAGCCCGGCUCGGCGGAGAACAGCCGCCGCCGCCGCCAGGCUUGUCAAGGGCGGUGGGCGGAGGAGGCGGAAGCGCGGAGGCGGCACCCCCCCCCCCGAGGAAACGGGAGCGGCAGAGGGCCCGGCCGAGCGCGCAGGGGAGGAGCUGGAGAGGCCGGGCCGCUGUGCCUGUUUUACGCACGGGAGAGCCUCAGCAGGGCGUCUCCCGAGGGGGGGUGUGGGGGUGGGGGCUUUAUGUCGCGGCACUGCUGCGCCCCCGGCGGAGGCGAGGGAGCGAGGCUGGAGGAGCCCCCCGAGGAAACGGGAGCGGCGGGGAGCGCGCCGGGAAGAGGAGGAGCUGGAGGCCGGGCAGCCGCUACUUUUACGUACGGGAGAGAGCCUCUUCUUGGCGUCUCCCAAAGGGGGGCACUCGAGCCCUGGCUGGCAGCGAGAGAACGGCCCCGCGGGUGGUCGCUGCCUGCGCCCCCGCGGGUGGCGGCGAGGCGAUGGAGUGAGAUUGGCUCCGGGUUGACAGGUGGGGGCGCCCCCGGGCGGUGGUCGGAGGAGGCGAAAAACGCGGAUGCGGCGCAACCCCAGGAAACGGGAGCGGCAGAGGGUGCGCAGGGAGGGUUCCGGAACGGAUUAAAUUUGAGAACCAAAGUACUACGGCUCCUGGCUCAGCUGCCCGCCAUGAGUUCCUUGCCGCUGCUGGGCGACAGCGAGCCACCGGCUGCGUUGCUGGGCGACAUCAAGACCGAGCCCCCCGAGGAGCUGCUGGCCGAGCCGGUGGAUCUGUCGGUCCACAAGACCAAGCCGCCGCCGCCGCCCCAGAACCCGCUCUCCUGCUUCCGGUCUGCCGCGCCGCCCGCUGCGCCGCCUGCGGUCGCGGCGCUCGGCUCUGCGUCCUCCGCCAUUCCUGCCGUCCUCUCUCCGGGCUCUAUCCUGGCCUCCAGCCAGGGCAGCGGCGGGCAGCAGAUCCUGCACGUGAUCCACACGAUCCCCUCAUUCCAGCUGCCCGGCAAGAUGGGCAAACUCCAGACCAUCCCGCUGGUGGUCCAGUCGCUGCCGGUUGUUUACGCCGCCAUGCCGGCCGACGGAGUGGCAGCGGCCGCUGUGACGGUGCCCCUCAUCGGGGGCGAUGGGAAGGACGCCGGGUCUGUGAAAGUGGACCCUGGUUCCAUUUGCCCGGUUGGCAUUGGCAGCGAGAGCGACGACAGCGCUUCAGAGAGCCGCCCGGCCUCCUUCCCCGAGCUCCAGAGAGAGCCUUCCUCUGUGAGCCAGAUGCAGGAGACCGGCUCCCCGGACCUCAAGAAGAGGCGUAUUCACCAGUGCGACUUUGAGGGUUGUAGCAAAGUUUACACAAAGAGCUCACACUUAAAAGCGCACAGAAGGAUACACACAGGAGAGAAACCGUAUAAGUGUACCUGGGAGGGCUGUACCUGGAAAUUUGCCCGUUCGGACGAAUUGACCCGGCAUUUCCGGAAACACACGGGCAUCAAGCCUUUCCGCUGCUCAGACUGUGACCGGAGCUUCUCUCGCUCGGACCACCUGGCCCUCCAUCGCCGGCGACACAUCAUGAUGUGAGAUUGGGGGGGCGGCAGUCACCCUCGUAACCCCCCCCCAAAACCCCCCGGGGGUUCAAAGGAGAAACUUUGGCAGAGCGAAGAACCGUGACGGCGAGUUCGAGACCCGAGCCAAUAUGGGUGGACUCUCUCGGACCUGGCUGACAUUCUCCGAAUAGGGACAGUCGAUGGAAGGUUUCCUUUUGGGGGAUAAGAAGAAGAACCUCAAUCGACGGGCGCCGUUUCCCCUUUGGCAGAAGGGGUCGAGCCGGACUUGAACCCGGAACCCUGUUCGACCGAUGGGGGUCGUUUCCAAGACGGUGGGGGGGUCUGGGGGAAGCAGAGCAGGGUCUCCCUUGUACAGAUCCAAGGAUGAGAUUUUGGGUGGCACUUUCCCAUAGAAAGGUAUCGAGUGAAAGACGUUUGAUGCGGAUUUUCCUCUCUAACCAUAGUGUUGAUCGCCAAAACAAAAGCCGUGCGAUGAAAUAAAUCCCAAGACAGGACAGGGAUACUCAAUCUUCAGCCCAAAGCGUUCCGAGUGCGAGUCCCAUAGAAAGGGAUGCAAACCGGAUUAAUCCGGACUUUUAAAAACGUCCAUUUAACAUGAAUUUUGCUCUCUUAACGGGAUCGUUGAUUCCCUUGAUUCCCCUGAAACUGAAACUAAUAAUCCGUGGACUGUACUAUGAAAUGAAGAUCUUGUAGAUGAUAGAAACUGAGAUUAGUUUUUCCCCUCACCUGCACUGACCUGAUUGAUUCGUUACGGACUUUUAAAAACAGCCAUUUGAACGUGAGUUUGGCUCUCUUAUCGGGAAUAUUGAUCCCUGAAAUGAAACCAAUAAUCAAUGGACUGUACAAUAAAAGAAGUAAGAUCUUGAAUAUGAUACAAAAAAUUGGAAUUUAUUUCCCCCCUGACUUGUACAAGUGAUAGUCGCGGUUUGGAUGGGGGACUUUGAUCCAUUUCCUUACCUUCCAAGUCCCGGACUGCAGAAUCCGGGACCGGCAGCCGUGUGACACCGGAAGUUGCGUCGACGUAACGUCCGGUGUCGUUUUGCCCUUCUAUGGGCACCGAAAAUGGCCGCCGCCAGCUUCGAAAGUCACUUCUACGCAUGUCAGGAAGUGCGUCGACACAACUUCCGGUGUCGUUCCACCCAUCUAUGGGCACCAAAAUGGCCGCCGCAGACACCGGAAGUCGCGUCUAUGCACUUCCUGGCAUGCGUAGAUGCGACUUUUGAAGCCGGCGGUGGCCAUUUUUGGUGCCCAUAGAACAGCAAAUCAGAAAGGAAAAAAUGGCCGCCGGCAGGAGAAAAUAACAGAGAAAAACGGGAGAUGAAGUGAUACGGGGGACCACCGGGAAAAGGUAAGUAAAAACGGGGGUUUCCCGGGGAAAACUGGGUACUUGGCAGCUAUGCAUUUCCGCAAUCACACAAUCAAUCAUUAGCUGACUAAUCAAUCGAGAGCUGAACUGGGAUCCACACAGUCACAAAAAACAAGGAGCCACAGGUUGGAUUCAGUACGAACAAAAUGAAGUGUUCAAAGCAGAUUAUUUUUUUUUAAAAAAAGAUUUUGCAAGUGAAAUUUCAAUACAGUGGAACCUCGACUUACAAAUAACUCUAAUUACGAAUGUUUUACUUACGAAUGGAGCUCCGCCCGCCAUCUUGGACGCGGUUUAGAUGGGAUUUUUUCUACUUACGAAUUUUUAGAUAGGGUUGCUUUGACUCACGAAUUUUUUCUCCCAAUGCAUUCCUAUGGGAUUCGACUUACACAGUUUUUCGACUUACAAAUGUGCGUUCGGAACGCAUUAAAUUCGUAAGUAGAGGUACCACUGUGUAUGGAACUGCCGUGUUUCCCCCUUUUUAAGACGUCGUCAUGUUAUAAGCCGUAGCAGGAUUUCUAUGCAUUUCUAUGCUUCUUUCGUACUCUUCUUUCUCUCCCCUUUCCUUCCUCUCUCCCUCCUGCUCCCUCUUUCCUUCCUUCCUUCCUUCCUUCCUUCCUUCCUUCCUUCCUUCCUUCCUUCCUUCCCUC